UAUACUAUAAGAACUUUCGGAGAAAAUAUAAUUUAUUUAAUGCUUGUAAUUUAUUAUACGAUAUUUGCAAAAAACCUAUCUGAAAGGCGUACCUACAGUAACGCAUAGACCAGUGACCAUAGACUACAGAGUUGUAGAGGUGUAGUUGACCCGUGUGUCAAACCUUUUCUUUCCGACCCAGCCAAGAUGGGUAUAAGCCGUGAUCACUGGCAUAAGCGAAGGGCUACUGGAGGCAAGCGUGCGCCCAUUCGCAAGAAGAGGAAGUAUGAGUUAGGUCGCCCAGCUGCCAAUACCAAGCUUGGUCCUCAGCGCAUCCACUUGGUGCGGUCUCGUGGUGGCAACACUAAGUACCGUGCCCUGCGUCUUGACACUGGAAAUUUCUCGUGGGGUUCAGAAUGCUCCACUCGCAAAACCCGUAUCAUUGAUGUUGUGUACAAUGCAUCCAACAAUGAAUUGGUUCGUACUAAAACACUGGUGAAGAAUGCCAUUGUGGUUGUGGAUGCCACACCUUUCAGGCAAUGGUAUGAGUCUCAUUACCUGCUACCCCUUGGAAGGAAGAAGGGAGCCAAGCUGACUGAGGCAGAAGAAGCAAUCAUAAACAAGAAACGGAGCCAAAAGACAGCGAAGAAGUAUUUGGCUAGGCAGCGCCUUUCCAAAGUUGAAGGUGGUCUUGAGGAGCAAUUCCACACUGGAAGAUUGUUAGCUUGUGUUGCGAGCAGACCCGGUCAGUGCGGCCGAGCUGAUGGUUACAUCUUGGAAGGAAAAGAGCUUGAGUUCUACCUAAGAAAGAUCAAAUCCAAGAGGGCAAAGUAAUGUGUAAUGUAUAAAUAAACAUAAAAACAUAUA
Molecule: messenger RNA, 846 nt
Organism: Manduca sexta (tobacco hornworm)
Lineage: Eukaryota; Metazoa; Arthropoda; Insecta; Lepidoptera; Sphingidae
Gene: RpS8
Product: 40S ribosomal protein S8
Exons: 6
Coding region: 187-813 (208 amino acids)
Biological process (GO): translation; maturation of SSU-rRNA from tricistronic rRNA transcript (SSU-rRNA, 5.8S rRNA, LSU-rRNA)
Cellular component (GO): cytosolic small ribosomal subunit; ribosome
Molecular function (GO): structural constituent of ribosome
Source: RefSeq, a predicted model, not a curated record